AUGCGAAUACAAUCAAGCGGAGUUUCACUCCUCCUCUCCGCCCUCCUACCGAGUCUGGCAUCCGCGUCCGGAUUCGACUGCGCGCACAUCAAGCUCGACAAUUACAAAUACGAUCUCAGUCCCCUAAAAGGCGUUCACGAGGUGACCCACACCGUGACGACGGAUGACUUCGUGACGAAUACAACCUAUCGAUUGAAUAUCUGCAAUAUCCUCGGCGGCGCUGCUCGGUACGGCGAUGCGACGUGCGGCACUAGCAAAAACGUUUGCGGAUUCGUGCAUCGAGUAGCAAAGGACGGAAAUGGCGGCUCUACAUUCGGUUUCCCGAUCGUUGGGCUCGACCCCGUUGGCCAGGGCUCGAAGAACCCAGAACUGAAGCGAUUGAAGGAUCUCGACCCGGAAACGGAGGGAUUACGCGUUAAAUUGGAAGGCGGCUCAUACAAGGGAGAUGGCAAUGACCAGAAUGCCAAGAAGGCAGGCGCUAUCAUUGACUUCCAGUGCGACCACGACCGAUCUGGACUGGAGGGCCUGAAUACACUUGGAGAUGACGUCGAGACGAAGGAGCGACGACGGAGAGCGGAUGGCGAGGAAGGUGGCGAUGUGCCCUCGGGCAACAGCAGCAGUAGUCUGCAGUUCAAGAGCUUUGGUCCGUCGGAUGAUGAUACUUAUAUCCUGAGAUUGGAUUGGCGCACAAAGUAUGCCUGCGACGAGUACGAUAAGGAGAAGGGUGAUACCCCCGGAUCUAAGAGCUGGGGCUUCUUUACCUGGUUGCUUAUCAUUGCCUUCCUCGGCAUCGCUGCCUAUCUCAUCUUCGGCUCCUGGCUCAACUACAACCGUUACGGCGCCCGUGGCUGGGAUCUCCUCCCCCACGGCGACACCAUCCGCGAUAUCCCUUACCUCUUCCAGGACUGGCUCCGUCGUGUGGUCAAUACUCUGCAAGGAGCGGGCUCGCGCGGUGGCUACAGUGCGGUAUGA
This is a messenger RNA of Penicillium roqueforti, 972 nucleotides long. RefSeq names its product autophagy-related protein 27. The transcript is spliced from 3 exons. The record is from RefSeq and is a predicted model, not a curated record. NCBI's taxonomy places the organism in Eukaryota, Fungi, Ascomycota, Eurotiomycetes, Eurotiales, Aspergillaceae. Bases 1 to 972 code for a protein of 323 amino acids.